GAAAUAAUGUAUGUUAAUGUAUGUAGGUGGAAACGAAUCUUUACUGUACCUACAUGUAUUCACUUUAGUAACAAAAGUGAUGUAACAAAAAUUUGAAAAUCUCCAAUAAUUUCGAUGAUGCUGAACAAUUGUGUAUCAUUAACGACUUCACCACAACAAUUAGCAGCAAUUAGAACAUAAUGUCCGCAAUGGAUGAAUUCGCUCUCAUCAGUCACAAGGGCUUCAAAUUCCUCAUAACAAAAAAUCCGUCCAACAACAACUUGGAGGGCUUCAUCAAAGAAUUAAAAAACAACAACGUGAAAGUGGUCGUGCGCGUUUGCGAGCCCACCUACGACACGGAGGCCCUCAAAGGGGCCGGCAUCCAAGUGUGCAAUCUCACCAUUCCAGAUGGCACUUUCCCAUCGGAGAGGAUCAUCGACGAUUUCUUCGAGAUAUUGAAAAGACAGUACUGCAUCAACCCGGAAUCCUGCGUGGCAGUUCACUGCAUCGGUGGUUUGGGUAGAGCCCCGGUGAUGGUGGCCACGGCUUUAAUCGAACUGGGCUUCCCCUACGAAGACGCCGUGAAUUUAAUAAGGGAGAAACGGAGAGGAGCCAUCAACGCCAAGCAGCUGGAAUUCCUCUCGAAAUACAAGCCGAAAUCGCGAUUGGGAAACGACAAGAAGAAGCCGUGCGUCAUCCAAUGAUUCCAUCGCGACCGUGCGUUUUUCGUAUCGGAUAGUUUCAAUGACGUUUCAAACAUGUCGUUAAAAUAAGUAGCAUUAUUGGGUUUGAACAAGACAAAACAAUAAGUGUGCAUGCGUAAUAAAAUGGUGCCAAUGUAGCUGAUAAAUGUAGAUAGAUACCGAUGAGAUAAAUGAGUUUUAGGGACGCUUCUUGCUUGUAUUUUGUAUAAUUUGACAAUGAUAAGUAGUUAUAAAUUCUUCUAUAUUUCAGCAUGGGACGUCAUCGACAGAUUGGUUUGAACGUUCCAUAUAGGUAUCUUAAUUAUUAUUUAUAAAUUAACAACUUUUAUCAUUGGUAAUAAUACCCUGUUAAUAUGCCUGUUUAUAUUAUGUCUUUAAUAGAUACGAAGAUUCAUAAUAUUACUUGAAAUUUAUUGUAUAAAAUUAUUGUAGUAACCAAAAACUUAUUGUAUUAUAAGUAGAAAUUGUAAGAAUAUUUUUUUAUUUAUUUAUCUUUUAUUUUAGUAGAGUUGGCAUUUUAAUUUCGAGAGAACUUGUAUAAUAAACAUUUCAAAUAA
Messenger RNA from Phyllotreta striolata, 1240 nucleotides. NCBI's taxonomy places the organism in Eukaryota, Metazoa, Arthropoda, Insecta, Coleoptera, Chrysomelidae. The record is from the annotation of a GenBank genome assembly.